AUGAAGUACUUAGUAGUUACGUUUUCGUUAGUGGCUUUGGCUGCAGCUCGUCCUCAGUCACCGUCUGGAAGUUACCUGCCAAGUGGGGGUCAAAUAACCUCGUUCGAGUCAUCUGGUAGCCAAAUGAUCGGGAUCGGCGGUGGAUUUGGAGCGAUCGGUGGAAUUGGUGGAAUCGGCGGUAUUGGUGGUGUGGGUGGUAUCAGUGGUUUACAGCAAGAUCAGAAACACGUCUACUUCUACGCCGCCCCCGAAGAGGAACAAGUAUCCCGUCUACGCAUCAACAUCGCACCAAACUCGCAGAGGAAUACCAAGAUCAUCUUCGUGAAAGCGCCAAGUUACGGCGGUGUCGUCCCAGAAGUCAUCGCUCCACCAUCCUUAUCGGAAGACAAAACUUUGGUCUACGUCUUGGUCAAGAGGCCAGAAAACGGCGGACAAAUCACAAUUCCCGCCGGGGCCGGAGUCAAACAGGCCAAGCCCGAAGUUUACUUCAUCAAAUACAAGUCUCAACACGACGCCGAGGCAGCAAUCCGCGGAGGACUUAACGGACAGGCUGUCGGUUCGUCCGUUAACGAUGUCGGCAGCGAAUCGAGCUUCGUUAGAACUUUGGAUUCUGGCUCUCGUGGUCAUGGCGGUAUUGGAGGACACGGUGGAUACAAUGUAGGUGGAUCGCAAGUUUUCGGAACCAGCGGAAGCGGAAUCAGUAUCUCAACCACCGGUAGUGGUGCGCAAUUUGGACCGGCUGGUCAAAGUGGACCCUACUAA
Photinus pyralis (common eastern firefly) is the source of this 762-nucleotide messenger RNA. Its product is annotated as pupal cuticle protein 36-like. The record is from RefSeq and is a predicted model, not a curated record. The transcript has 2 exons. Bases 1 to 762 code for a protein of 253 amino acids. Lineage: Eukaryota; Metazoa; Arthropoda; Insecta; Coleoptera; Lampyridae.